UCCAUGCAGUUCAGCACCAGACCGCCUAGCGCUGAGCAGCCGGGCUUCAUGGGGACAUGGCAGCAGCAGAGCACUGACGGAAACCUCCUCUACAGAAUGUCCCAGCAGGCCAUUCGCUGUACGCUGGUCAACUGCACAUGUGAGUGCUUCCAGCCGGGCAAGAUUCACCUGCGCACGUGUGACCAGUGCAAACAUGGCUGGGUAGCUCACGCCCUGGACAAGCUGAGCACGCAGCACCUGUACCACCCGACGCAGGUGGAGAUCGUACAGUCCAACGUGGUGUUCGACAUCAGCAGCCUGAUGCUGUACGGCACGCAGGCGGUGCCGGUGCGGCUCAAGAUCCUUCUGGACCGCCUCUUCUCCGUGCUCAAGCAGGAGGAGGUGCUGCACAUCCUGCACGGCCUGGGAUGGACCCUGCGGGACUACGUGCGUGGAUACAUAUUGCAGGACGCUGCCGGCAAGGUGCUGGACCGCUGGACCAUCAUGUCCCGAGAAGAAGAGAUCAUCACCCUGCAGCAGUUCUUGCGCUUCGGGGAGACCAAAUCCAUCGUGGAAUUGAUGGCUAUUCAGGAGAAGGAAGGUCAGGCAGUCACCGUUCCUUCCGCCAAGACCGAUUCCGGGAUAAGGACGUUCAUUGAGAGCAACAACAGGACGCGCAGCCCGGGACUACUUACGCAUUUAGAAAAUAGCAGCCCAUCUAGUAUCCAUCAUUUUGAGAAUAUUCCCAACAGUUUAGCUUUCCUUCUCCCAUUCCAGUACAUCAACCCUGUGUCUGCCCCCAUGUUAGGCUUGCCACCCAACGGACUGCCGAUGGAACAAUCCGCUCUCCGACUUCGGGAGCCCAGCUUGCCCAAUCAAGUGGAACAGGUGGAGACGAGCGAGUCCGACGUCUCCCUUUCGCCUUUCCGUACCGGCCAGAGUCCGAGCCGCGGGGUGCUCGGCGCCAUGAACAACAACACUGAACCCAAAACCGAGCCUAGCAACAGGGCGUCCCCGAUCUCGCCGUCUCCGUCCCUCCAUCAACAAUCCAAGUCCAUAACUCACACUUCGUUUUCCUCCAAAAUGCAUCGCAUGCGCCGCAUGGGCUCCACUUCCCGCAAAGGCCGCGUGUGCUGCAACUCUUGCGGCAAGACCUUCUACGACAAAGGCACGCUUAAGAUACACUACAACGCGGUGCACUUGAAGAUUAAGCACCGCUGCACUAUCGAGGGCUGCAACAUGGUCUUCAGUUCCCUACGCAGCCGCAACCGUCACAGCGCCAACCCAAAUCCGCGGCUGCACAUGCCCAUGCUGCGCAAUAACCGUGAUAAGGACCUCAUCCGGGCCAACUCCAACUCUGGUACGCCCGUCAUCUCAAGUACCAAAAAUGGUGGCUUCACACUUACCAGUCCCGGCAGGCCGCCGCUGGGCUUUACCACUCCACCGAUAGACCCCAUGCUUCAGUCCCCGCUGCAAAGCCCGCUGGUGUUCCCCUCUCUCAAAUCAGUGCAGCCAGUGCAACCUGUGCCUCCGUUCUAUCGUACGCUACUGUCCCCGGCAGACUUAGUGAGUCCACCUGUCUCGCUACCCACGAGCCCCAUUUUGCCCACCACCACCAACAGCACCUCACUGAUGGACCAGCAACAACAGAUGCUGGCCGCGGCCGUGGCCACGACGGGCCCCGCCGACCCCGCUCCCAAGAAAAAGCCUCGUAAAUCCAGCAUGCCCGUGAAGAUCGAGAAGGAAGUGAUCGACGUUGCGGACGACUAUGAAGACAAAGACGAGGACGACGACGAUCACAUCAACCACAAUCACCACCAUCACCACUCUGGACAGCAGUCCCCUUCCCAAGAUGAGAUGAGUCCCGGCAUUAAUCUGCGCGGCAUGAUGAGACAAAGUGAAGAUGAAUGCCGGGAGGGAGGGGGUAGCGACAGCAGAAGCGAGCUCCGAGGCUCCAACGAGCUACGCUGCAUGGACAGCUACACCUCCGAGGACCAAGACCACGAAAGAGACUUUGAGAACGAGUCGGAAACCUCGGACUCCAAGAUGUAUUACAGAGACGAGAUGAUGGAUGUGGAGGAACAGCAGAAACACUCCAAAAAUGGCAAAGAUCACAACGAUGACGGCCGAGAAGAAGGCCAUCUGAGGAAAGAAAUGGAAGGCAAGGGUCAACUAUCGCCAUCCCCUCACCAGGCAUCUAUCAAGAUCAAGGAAGAACUCAACGACCCCACUUACGACAUGUUCUGCAUGAGCCAGUACGGCCUCUACAAUGGAGGCAUGGCGGCUGCCGCCGCCGCCGCAGCCAGCAUGGCCGCCCUACACGAGAGCUUCAUCUCCUCCAUGGGUUACGGCGCCAGCCCGCCCAAGUUUCCCACUUCCCACUCACCCGACGGGGACCCGUGCUCGAGUCCGGAUCCCAAGAUCUGCUACGUGUGCAAGAAGAGCUUCAAAAGCUCCUACAGCAUGAAACUGCACUACAAGAACGUACACCUCAAAGAGAUGCACGUGUGUACGGUGGCUGGCUGCAACGCCGCGUUCCCUUCCCGGCGGAGUCGAGACAGGCACAGCUCCAACAUUAACCUGCACCGCAAACUGCUGACCAAAGAGCUGGACGACAUCGUCCUGGACCCCCAACUGACGCCUCUGCCCAAGGAUUUCCGAGCUGAGCUCCUGGCCAAGAUCUACGCCGGGCACCACCACCACAUGUCUCUGGACCCGAUGGGCAGGAUGGCUUUCCGAGGCCCGCCCGGCGCCCGUUCCCCCCCGGGCAACGAGUACCCCGAACACCCCCUCCACCAAGACCUGCACCACCACCGCGGCUUCUCCCGAGGACGGCCGGACGACUACGUUGUGCUAGACUUGAGCGCCGCGUCCGGCCUCCAGUCGGGCGGCAGCGUCCACUCCUCGCACGAGUCCGACGAGGGCAGCGACGAAGGCGUCCUAUUGGACGACCUGGGGGAGGAGGAGGACGAGGAGGGCGCGGAGGAGGACGACGAAAAGACAGAAGGCGACGCUCGCUCGGAAUCGCCGUUCCGCCUCCCGUCCGAUAACGACGCCGGCGGGGGGAUCGUGUGCAACAUCUGCCGCAAAGUGUACAGCAACAAGGGCACGUUGCGCGUGCACUACAAGACGGUGCACCUGCGCGAGAUGCACAAGUGCAAGGUGCCCGGCUGCAACAUGGUGUUCAGCUCGGUGCGCAGCCGGAACAGACACUCGCAGAACCCCAACCUGCACAAAAACAUGCCCUUCGCCACUCUCAUAGACUGA
Nerophis lumbriciformis (worm pipefish) is the source of this 3246-nucleotide messenger RNA. NCBI's taxonomy places the organism in Eukaryota, Metazoa, Chordata, Actinopteri, Syngnathiformes, Syngnathidae. The record is from RefSeq and is a predicted model, not a curated record.